Arctia plantaginis is the source of this 582-nucleotide messenger RNA. The record is from the annotation of a GenBank genome assembly. Lineage: Eukaryota; Metazoa; Arthropoda; Insecta; Lepidoptera; Erebidae.
AUGAAUAAUCAAAAUCCCUUGCAAGUUUGUCUACCUGCAUCCAACGAGAAAAUCACAAAUAGAAGUGGGAGACCAACAAUGACAAAUAUGAUUAAAUUUGGACCACAACCCAAAUCUAUAAUAAUAGCUCAAAUACUAAACGAAAGGAAAUCUAUAAAGGAUAUUGGUACUAUAGACAAUGUUUCCAACUUAAAUGAUCAAUCAGAAGAUUGUCUUGAAAUUGAAAAUUCGGAAGACAAUAUAAUUACAUGUUCCUUUUGUUCUCAUAGGAGUUAUGGCUCAAAAGAACAUACAAAGCACGUGAUAGAACAUAAACAAUAUACCUGUAACUAUCCCAAUUGUUCUUAUUCUUGCAAAAUAGCUUCAAAUCUUAUUAAACACAAAAGGGUGCAUACUAAUGAAAAGCCUUAUCUUUGCGAGAAAUGUAGUUUUAGAUCAAAUUUUAUUAACUCUCUUAAAGUCCAUAAAAGAACACAUACAGCUGAGAGACCUUAUCAGUGUGCACAUUGCACCUACAAGUGCAACAGUAGUUCAAAUCUGAAAAAACAUUUCAAGCACAGACAUUCUGAUACUAGUUCCUGA